This is a messenger RNA of Striga asiatica, 360 nucleotides long. The record is from the annotation of a GenBank genome assembly. NCBI's taxonomy places the organism in Eukaryota, Viridiplantae, Streptophyta, Magnoliopsida, Lamiales, Orobanchaceae.
AUGGAGCUUGAAACCGUCCCUAAUACUGGCGGUAAAACCAUGAGCAAAACCUUCUGUGUGGACUCAAACGACGGGUCCGGCCCGGAAGAGUUUUUGGGCCAAAGCCCGUUUUUCCUGUCGGUGAAUGAGGCAAAGCAGCACGAAAAGCCGCAGAUAGUGAUUAGUAUUGCCGAUAAGUACUUGUUGAUGACGUGGCAGUGGCCGUUGUUUGUGAGGAGAGGAUUGAGGAAUUGGAACAAAAAUACUGUGCCGGUCGGGAGAAGCUUGAUGAGGUUGCCGAUGGCAGUUAGGGUCGACUGGGUUCGGGUUCGGGUGAAAGUUAUUAUCCAGAGUGAUUACAGAUUAGGCCGAGUUCUAUAC